Lynx canadensis (Canada lynx) is the source of this 2041-nucleotide messenger RNA. It is a transcript of the gene EIF2D, whose product is annotated as eukaryotic translation initiation factor 2D. Gene Ontology annotation, biological process: formation of translation preinitiation complex; translational initiation. The record is from RefSeq and is a predicted model, not a curated record. NCBI's taxonomy places the organism in Eukaryota, Metazoa, Chordata, Mammalia, Carnivora, Felidae. Gene Ontology annotation, molecular function: translation initiation factor activity; RNA binding. The transcript is spliced from 15 exons. The coding region runs from base 156 to 1910 and encodes 584 amino acids.
UGCGCGGCCCGGGUUUCCAGCCGGGCCUCUUUCCCGGCCGGGCCCCAGCAUGGCUGCCCCCAGGGCUGCGGGUGGGGACGGUGCCGCGUUGUCGCGUUCCUGACGGCCCCUGGCGUCUGUGCUCUCCUUCUCUUCCCCAGGCCACUCCAGCAGACAUGUUUGCCAAGGCCUUUCGGGUCAAGUCCAACACGGCCAUCAAGGGGUCGGACAGGAGAAAGCUUCGGGCUGAUGUGAUGGCUGCUUUCCCCACUCUAGGAACAGAUCAGGUCUCUGUGUUGGUACCUGGAAAGGAGGAGCUCAACAUUGUGAAACUGUAUGCUCACAGAGGGGAUGCAGUGACUGUGUACGUGAGCGGUGGUAACCCCAUCCUGUUCGAAGUGGAGAAAAAUCUGUAUCCGACAGUGUAUACCUUGUGGUCCUAUCCUGACCUUCUCCCAGCUUUCACGACGUGGCCUCCGGUGCUUGAAAAACUGGUGGGGGGAGCAGAUUUGAUGCUGCCAGGACUCGUGGUGCCCCCUGCUGGUCUGCCUCAGGUACAGAAGGGUGACCUCUGUGCCAUUGCCUUGCUGGGGAACAGAGCCCCUGUUGCCGUCGGAGUUGCUGCCAUGUCCACAGCCGAGAUGCUCACGUCAGGCUUGAAGGGAAGGGGCUUCUCUGUGCUCCACACCUACCAGGACCACUUAUGGCGAUCUGGAGACAAGUCUUCUCCACCUUCCCUUGCUCCACUGGCCCUGGAUCCCCCAGAUCUCAGUGAAGAGAAGGAGUCUGUCCAGGCAGACCCCGCCCUGCAGGGAGACCUGAGGCGCCUGACCCUGGAGGGAGAGGAGGAGAAUGGGGAGGUUCAGCGGAUGUGUGGGGAGAAGUCCCUAUCAGAAGCCUCGGAAGACCCCAGUGUCAGGGGCCUGAACCCAGACCCCACAGACAGCAAGACCCUUCAAGAACAAAUGGAUGAACUGGUACAGCGAUGCUUCUUGCAUGCUUUAAAAUGCCAAGUCAGAAAAGCUGACCUCCCUUUACUCACCAGCACGUUCCUUGGCAGCCACAUGUUGUCCUGCUGCCCUGAAGGACGACAGCUGGACAUCAAGAAGUCCAGCUACAAAAAGCUCUCUAAGUUCCUGCAGCACAUGCAGCAGGAACAGAUUAUACAGGUGAAGGAGCUGAGCAAAGGGGUGGAGAGCAUUGUGGCUGUGGACUGGAAGCACCCGAGGAUCACAUCUUUCGUCAUAGCCGAGCCCUCCCCGACCUCCCAGACUAUCCAGGAGGGUAGCAGGGAACAGCCCUAUCACCCUCCAGAUAUAAAAUCCCUCUACUGUGUCCCAGCCAGCAUGACUCUGCUCUUCCAGGAGUCUGGCCACAAGAAGGGGAGCAUUCUCGAGGGCGGUGAGGUCCGGACGAUCAUCAUCAACUAUGUCAAGAGAAAUGACCUCGUUGAUGCGGACAACAAAAAUCUCGUGAAAUUGGAUCCCAUCCUAUGUGACUGCAUCUUAGAGAAAAACGAACAGCACACAGUCAUGAAGCUUCCAUGGGACAGUCUCCUGACCAGAUGUUUGGAAAAAUUGCAGCCUGUGUAUCAAGUGACUUUUCCAGGACAAGAGCCCAUUGUGAAGAAAGGCAGAAUCUGCCCAAUUGACAUCACCCUAGCACAGAGAGCAUCUAAUAAAAAGGUGACUGUGGUCCGGAACUUGGAGGCCUAUGGCCUGGACCCGUGUUCAGUGGCCGCCAUCCUCCAGCAGCGAUGCCAGGCUAGUGCGACCGUCACACCUGCUCCUGGGGCCAAGGACAGCCUGCAGGUCCAGAUCCAGGGAAACCAGGUCCAUCACCUCAGCCGCCUGUUGCUUGAAGAGUAUCAGCUUCCUCGGAAACACAUCCAAGGCCUCGAAAAGGCCCCCAAACCUGGCAAGAAGAAGUAACAGACUCUUGUUUCAUGCGGACGAUCCAGUGGAAAUCAAGCUCUGGGCUGGUAAUUUAUAUGAGCAUUUUCAGCUUUUACAAAUGAAACAAUAUAAUUCUUUACCAAAAUAAAUUUUUAUUCUAAUCUAAA